Coniophora puteana RWD-64-598 SS2 is the source of this 5688-nucleotide messenger RNA. Its product is annotated as carbohydrate esterase family 9 protein. The coding region runs from base 96 to 2912 and encodes 938 amino acids. The transcript has 21 exons. NCBI's taxonomy places the organism in Eukaryota, Fungi, Basidiomycota, Agaricomycetes, Boletales, Coniophoraceae. Gene Ontology annotation, molecular function: allantoinase activity. Gene Ontology annotation, cellular component: cytoplasm. The record is from RefSeq and is a predicted model, not a curated record. Gene Ontology annotation, biological process: purine nucleobase catabolic process.
UUGUCCUCCACAUUCACGCGCAGGAACCGAGUUGUGUGUGACAGAGUGCGAGUGUCCCUGGUCAGUCACUGUCGCGUUUUUCUUUCCAGGCAGCCAUGUUUGAGAAAGAUGACGCAGGCCAUCUCCAGCCUCGCAGACGAUCUUCCGUCUUCCGCCUCGGCUUCCUCGCGGCUGCUGUCCUGACCUUUGUCACCCUGUACCAAAUUGAAACAUACAAAGAGGAAGUCGCAUCUCCCCGUUUGCUCAAGGACAUUGCACGCUGCCAUUAUCUCGCAAGGCCAGCUGGUCCAGAACACGACUUCUACUCCCGCUCUCACUCGGACCGCUUUGUCCCGGGCACCCGUCCUACUCUCGUUCUCAACGCCACCAUCUGGACGGGCCAGCACAAUGGCACUCAAGUUAUCAAUGGCGGAGAACUUCUGCUCGACCGCGGCCUUAUCUUGGCCAUGGGCAAAGUAGACCGCGAACUCAUCAGGUCCUACAAGCAACUUCACGUCAUUGACGCAGACGGCGCUUGGGUUACCCCCGGUAUCAUCGACAUGCACACUCACUUAGGCGACGCUGCCUCUCCUGCCUUGGAUGGCGCUCAGGAUGACAACUCUAUCAAAGGUCCCAUAGUCUCAUGGCUUCGUAGUCUCGACGGAUUGAACACUCACGACGACAGCUACCGCACAACCAUUGCUGGUGGUGUCACAACUUCACUAGUUCUCCCGGGUUCUGCUAAUGUUAUCGGCGGCCAAGCAUUCGCCAUCAAACUACGCACCACCAAGGAGCGUUCCCCCACGUCCAUGCUUCUCGAGCCUCCCUUUAAUAUCAACACUUCCUUCCCUGAUACCGGCGCCCGCCCCCGCUGGCGUCACCUCAAGCAAGCAUGUGGAGAGAACCCAAGUGGUGUAUACUCAAACACCCGUAUGGACAACGUCUGGGCAUUCCGUCAAGCAUACAACGAAGCUCGCAAAGUAAAGGAAUCACAGGAUGCCUUCUGUUCAAAGCUGCUGCAAGGCGAAAGGAACAUCGGCGACUUUCCUGAAAGCCUUCAGUGGGAGUCUCUCGUUGAUGUCCUGAGAGGCAAAGUCAAGGUCCACACCCACUGCUACGAGCCUGUUGAUUUGGAUGACUUGAUGCGGCUCUCCAACGAGUUCGAGUUCCCCAUUGCUGCGGUUCAUCACGCGAGCGAGGCUUAUCUUGUGCCUGACCUAUUGAAGACUGGAUAUGGACAUCCUCCCGCGGUCGCCCUCUUUGCUACUGAUGCUAGGUACAAGCGAGAGGCAUAUCGGUCCUCCGAGUUUGCACCAAGGGUCCUGGCCCAGCACGGCAUUCAAGUAGCGAUGAAGAGCGACCAUCCCGUGCAGAACUCGCGCUUCCUGCUAUAUGAAGCCCAACAGGCGUAUUAUUACGGUAUGCCUUACAAUCUGGCGAUGGCCUCGGUCAUGAGCACUCCGGCGCAAGUCCUGGGACUUGACCAUCGCGUUGGGUUCAUCCAAGAAGGUUACGACGCCGACAUUGUGAUGUGGGACAGCCACCCUCUUGCGCUCGGCGCAACCCCAACGCACGUCUUCAUCGACGGCAUCUCCCAGCUCAAGGAUGCGCAUGUCCAGGAGAAACCCGCGGUCUUCCAGGAGCUACCCAAGGUUCCCGACUUUGACGCGGAUGCGCAGGCUGCUGUGGAGUACGAAGGUCUCCCGCCGCUCGAGCCCAAGAAGCGGACGAGCGGCUUCGUGUUGUUCAGAAAUGUCAAGUCGCUUUAUGUUCAUGAAGAGGACGGCAGUGUGGCUAGAGAGGUCUCGCUGAUGAGAGACGAUGGCACGCUAGGCGUCGUCCUCGUGCACGAGGGGAAGGUGUGUUAUAAGCCAGAGUCCACCUGUGCCGAGUUCGUUAGCGGUGUGGAUGCUGCGGACACCAUUGACCUGGAAGGCGGCGCUCUCGCACCCGGUCUCGUGUCCUUUGGCGCUCCUCUGGGGCUCGCGGAGAUCGACUCGGAGCCGUCGACAAAGGACGGCGUCGUUACUGAUCCGCUGACUGCGUCUGUGCCGAGGAUCGCGGGCGGGGACGAUGCGCUGGUGCAUGCGUCUGACGGGUUGCAGUUUGGUGGACGGGAUGCCCUGCUCGCAUACCGUGCUGGCGUCACGAGCGCGAUCACUGCUCCGAUCCACAGAGGCUUCUGGGGCGGGCUGAGCGCGCACUUCUCGCUUGGCGCCGCGCAUAGGCUCCAGGAUGGCGCUGUGAUUCGUCCUCAAGCCGGCGUGCAUAUGUCGAUCUCGCACUUCGGUACGCCGAGUAUAAGCACGCAGAUUGGGACGUUGCGCAGGCUUCUUUUGUCCUCCAAGGCGGGCGAGGCAGGGUUCUGGUUCGAGGAGGUCCGGAAGGGCCGCGUCCCGCUCGUGGUGGAGGCGCACAGCGCGGAUAUCAUAGCGACGCUCAUCGAGCUCAAGCGCGAGGUCGAGCAGAAACUAGGCACGACCAUCAAGCUGACUGUCACGGGCGCCUCGGAAGCGCAUUUGCUCGCGCCCGAGCUCAGCGCGAACGGCGUCGGCGUGAUUAUGAACCCCGCGCGCGCGUUCCCGUACGCCUGGGAGGACCGGAGGAUACUGCCUGGCCCGCCACUGACGGAGCGAUCCGCGAUCUCGACGCUCAUCGAGCACAAUGUCACCGUGGGCGUCGGCGUGCUCGAAGCGUGGGACGCCCGCAACGCGCGGUUCGAUCUUGCAUGGGCGUGGUACGAGGCCGCGGGGAGCAUGUCGCGCCAGGAAGCGAUGGCGCUGGCGUCGACGAACGUGGAGGAGCUGCUCACGGGCAGCGUCGCGUCGGCACAGCGCGACCUGGUCGCGACGCGCGGCGGCGACAUGUUCGACAUGUCGAGCAGGGUCGUCGCUGUCGUCUCCGCGCGGCAGGGGGCCGUCGACUUGCUCUAAGAAUAUGGCGGGGUGCGAUCCUUGUACACGAACGCACAGGACCCGUGCUGCGGAGCCGGUAGAAUUUUUGACGUGGCUACUCGUGAUUGUUUCUUCUGGGAGAUUGCUGCUUCGCGAAGUGAUGUCAACCAUUCUCUGCUAUACUUGGUCCAGUUCAUAUAUAUUUCCUCGAUACGAAUAAAGAUCCCAUGAUAUCACACAUUACUGAGAAACGGUAUAUAGACUACGAUGCUAAAUCGAGAACACUUCCAGAGGGUGGGGCGGUCUUCUACUACCGAGUAGUCCGAGAGACGAAUCUAGGUGCGGUGUGAUGCGAGUGCGAAGCCAGGAUGGAUGCGACAAGAAAGUCAGUAUGUAUGUGCAAGAUGAGAAGGGGAAUAUGCAUGUGAAAGCUACUCUAUGUGUAUGUAAAUGGACAGGCAUUGUUCAGUGCGAGUAUAAACUAUGUCACGUAGCCAUGUGCUCCUCAAUUGUCGGUGGCCGCGUCGAGUGCCCCAGGUUGGAGUUCGGCGACGAGGGCGACGAGACGAAUUGGUUCGAGGACGGCGACGUCCCCUGCGAGUGCGACUGCUGCCACGACCACCGCCGCGGGAGCACGGACCCGAGCGUGGUCGAGCCCGACGCCGCCGAGUAGUCGCUCGCGGGCUCCGAGUACUGCGGCGAAUUAGGCAGCGACUUCUCCAUCAUCUCGCUUUGGUCCAUAGGCACGUCGUGCUGCGGCACCGGGUUGUUCGGACGCGUGAGCGGCGACUGCGAGCCUUCCACGGACUCGCCGCCUCGCUUCUCCAGGUCGGAGUCGGACGCGGUCAGCUUGCGGCCGCGGCGGAAGGGACGGAGGAGGCCGAGGUUGACGAGCGUGUUGAAGAACAUGACAAUGACGGCGAUGGAGAUGAUGACGGCAAUAACGAGACCGACAGCCACCCGGGGGAUCGCAGCCAGCCCGAUCUUUUGCACAAAGGCGAUAAGCAAGCCGGUACAGACGACGCGAGUGAGGGCGAGGUAGCUUGAAAGAACGUCGGCGCGUCUUGUCUUGUUGGGACGGAAGAAGACGAUGCAGGCAAAGACAAUGAUCUCAACCACCAGGAUGACGAUAACUUGGACCUCUCCGUUGGCAUGUGCGAAGGCAAUGAACAGCGACUUCACGAGCAUGGCGAUAAGUAAGAGGAUAGUAAAGAAAUACCGAUCAGGGCGGUAUUGCGAAUAAAGAGGUCCAUGCGCGUUGAGGCAGUUUGACUGCGAAUAGAGCGCGUAAGGAGUCGAUCGCGACGCCAAGCGCACAACAGAGAAUGCAGGGUACAAAAUGUAGCCCAAAACAACAAGGAGAAGGAUGACGGAGAGCAACACGGAUAGCCAAGAGUCCUUCAGAGUCCAUUGGUAAAAUGCAAAGAUAGUGACAGGGGUGAACGCGAUCAAAGCAAUUCGCAAUAACCAGGCACGGACGAAUCCAGGGUAACGGUACUUCCACUCAUUAAGCCGUUCGCUGUUGCUCCUACGACUCAGGAGGAAUAUGACCGCAUAUCCCAAGCCCAAGACAGCCAGAGCGAUAACAAAGACGAUGAGAGCGACAAGGAAGACAGUCAUGAACGCAUUCGCGGCGGCAACGCCGACUGUGCUGGUGUAGGUGGGAAUGCCAGCGUCCAAAACAUUGGAUGACGAGGGCGUGACAGUUUGAACGUUGCCCUGAACCUCGCCUGCGCCUGAGCCGACGUUAUCGAGAGCAGAAACAAAGCUGGCCAUGGUGGAUUUCGCAUAGUUGACCAGACUGUUCUGAACGAGGAGACUGGUGGCACCGGACUGUCCGCCAACGGGUGUCUCCUGAACAAUUGCGUUAUAUGGGCUCAUUUCCCGAUUGGUGAAGGCCAAGGAGGAACCAGUGCUAGCGUCGGCCAUAUGGCCGCCUGUGAGGUGGCGCAUGUUAUUUAUGGAAUUCUGCAAGGAGGACGUGGCAGACGCGGGGAUGAGGCCCAUAGCCCAGGAGAAGUUGCUGGUGAAAGCAGUGUAGACGAGGGAAUAGUUGAGGUCGAGGAAGCCGGUAGAGGCAGCCCAUUGGUAAAGGUAGAAGAGAUCAAAGAGACGGUAAGGAGCGAGGGACUCUGUCGAGAAAGAGUAAAAGAGUGCGGAGAGAAGAGCAAGGAGACCGAGAGCAGCAGUUGCCCACUCUACGGCGACCUGGUGCAUUGACCAGCCGUUGGAGAGGGUGGCCUGGAGGCACGCGACAACGUUGCCGGUGCCUUCCUCGACGAGCAUGAGCUGAGCGUAGGCCUCGAGGUCAGGUACGCUGUAGGCAAUGGAUGGUAUUCUGCUGGAUACGUCAAGUGAUGCGGGGAGGGGAAUAAUGUCGGUGCCAUUGAAAUUGUACAUGGGGAGGGGACAGAGGGCGCCACCGAAGUAGGAGCAGAGUUGAAGGGUGUAGUUGAAGGGAUGGGAGCCAUAGUCGUUGAGCAGCAGGUUUGCUGAUACGCUCACAUUUGGUUGGACGCUGGCAGCUGCGAUGUCAAAGAAGACGGACUGAUUUUUUGCAAAGUAAACGAUGUUGAAGGUGCUGACGAGGAGCUCCUGUGGUGGAGCACAAUAACUGACGGAAGAGGUGUAAAGGACAUCGUCGCGUGCAGCUGCUGCGGAGGCCAGAGCAAGGAGAAGAGGAGUGGAGCGCCGCAACCGGGCGGCGGACAAGAGCAUGCUGGGUCGUCUAAGGGGGAAGGGGGAGGGGAGGAGGAGAGCAGGAAGGGAGACUGGAUGAGGGCGAGACUCGGACUAUUGUUGCCAGUUGUCCGUC